Cornus florida is the source of this 6194-nucleotide messenger RNA. RefSeq lists its product as uncharacterized. Gene Ontology annotation, molecular function: RNA binding; tRNA (guanine) methyltransferase activity. The transcript has 36 exons. Lineage: Eukaryota; Viridiplantae; Streptophyta; Magnoliopsida; Cornales; Cornaceae. Bases 196 to 5727 code for a protein of 1843 amino acids. Gene Ontology annotation, biological process: tRNA methylation. The record is from RefSeq and is a predicted model, not a curated record.
AUACUUUAUUUUCUUUUCAACUGAAAAUAAUCUUAAAAAAAGAAAAAGAAAAAAGAAAAAAGAAAAAAGAGAAAAAGGAGGACACCAGUGCAAAGUGUAUACCACUUCAGCUUGACAAACCCCUUUUUGUUCCAGGGUUUAUAACAGACCACUGAGAAUCAAACCCCGUCACUCUCUUUCUCUGUGGGGGGCAAGAUGGCCGAUAUAGAAACCGAUUCAAUAGUCUCUCUCAUCACUUCACUGUUGAACAGCUUCCGGCAAGUUCCUCCGGCGGCUAUUCCGGCGAUGAUAGACUGCGUCAUAGCUUCAACAAGCUUAUCUCCAUCCUCUGUUCUAUCUUUGCUCUUCAAUGCUUUCCCUAAUCUCACAAAGGAUAUUAUGAAGGAGAGUGGAAAGUUGGAUUCGGAGGAUUCUAAUUAUAUUGGGUCGAUUGUGGCUGCAUUCUGCUGCCUUCUAAAGAAAUCUGGGGCUAACACUGGUGCUUUGCAAUUGUUUAUUUGGAAAUUUUUUAUUCCACUGAUGAAGUUGGUACAUGAUUAUAAUCUUGAAAUACUUAAUGAGAUUGUAGAAUCAUUCUUUGAUGUUGUGAUUGGAACAAACACCUGGGUGGUUGUGGAGGUAACAUUGGUGCCUUUUUUUCUGAGAUUGGUUGGUUUAUCAAUGGGGAUGCUUCAUAGUGAAGAUUUGGCUAUUUACAAAUGGAGUAGGCAUUCUGCCCCCCUGGGUUUUGAUGACCAGCUAAAUGAGUUGGACAUGGAUGAAGAGUUCAUGCUGUCUAAAUCUGUAUCUUUUCCAUUGCGUGUAUCAUGCCAUAUUUUAACCUCUAUAUUGAAUGCUGCUCUACUAAGUCAACAUGCAGCAGGAAGCAUCUCAGAAUCUAUUUUAGUAAACGGGUCUUCUGCAGAAACAAUAUCUGGAAAUUUGCUUUGGGAUCUUUGUAAUAUGACUAUUAGAAUGCUUUCACAAGAUUCAGAACACAGAUCUGCUGCAAUGGGCCUUCUCCUGCCAACCAUAUUCAAAGCAUUUGUUUCGAACUGCUCAUUUGAAAUCUCAACUCAUGGGCAGACAUAUAUUCUUUCCAGGAAUCAUUUAUUUACGGAAAUAUGGAAGUGCUGCAGAAUACUGUUUUCUUUGGGACCUUUGGAGAGAAAAGAUGCAUAUGGUGUGUUAUCUCUGCAUUUAUCUUUUUUCUCUUACAUCAGUGGAUGUGAAGAUGUAGGUAUGGGUGAAAGAGAUGGCGGAUUUGAUCUAAGAGCAGAGAAGGAAUUUUGGGAAGAAAUUAAAAGAGGCUUGGUUGAUAAGGAAGGCUUAGUGAGGAAGCAUUCGUUACACAUACUAAAGAUGGCACUGCACAUAAAUGAGGGAAGCCAAUGCUAUAAUGGUGUUUCAGAAACAAUAUCCAGUGGGAAAGAUUCAGCCCCUUUAAUAACAAAGAGGGAGAUGUGGGCUGACAAAGAAGCCAAGUCAUUGGGCGUAGGGAAAAUAUGCCAUUCAGCUGAAUCCUCUUUGAAUAGUCAGCAGAAAUGGGGGGCAUUCUUACUUCUCUAUGAAAUGCUUGAAGAGUAUGGUACUCACUUGGUUGAAGCAGCAUGGAAUCGCCAGAUAACCUUGUUGCUUCAUUUAUCUUUCCCACAUGAUAACUCCAUGAACUCUAUUACUGGGGAAUUUUAUCAAAAUCAGAUGGAUAUGUUGGGAGGAAUAUUUAUUUGGUUAGCUGUUUUGUGGGAGCGGGGAUUUUGUCACCAUAAUCCUCAAGUAAGGUGCUUGAUUAUGCAGUCAUUUUUGGGCAUUGAAUGGAAGACCUAUGGAAAUAAUGCAAAAUUAGUGCCUGAAGAGUUUGUGAUUGGUCCGCUUAUAGAAGGGUUGAAUGAUCCUGUGCACCACAAAGAUUUUGGAAUAAAAGGAGUUUACUCUUCAAGGACAAUUCAAGGUGCAACCAAAUUUUUAUGCCACUAUACUACUGACCUAAGUCCAAGGAAACGUAUAGCAUUUUUGAACAAUCUAGCAUCUGUUGCUAAACAACAAUCUUUUGGGCGAGCUGGAUUGAUGUGCUUUGCAGAAUGCAUUGCUUCAGCUGCUUGUGGGGUUCAAACUGACAAUGGCAAUGAAGUGGAAUGCUGUAAAGGUGCUUUCCCUGAUAUGGUCCAAGUAGAAUCUGAUCCAGGAAGUUCUUCUCACAGUGCAAAAACAGAUUUAGUGGAGGAUUUGAGAUAUGUUAUUGAGACCAGCAAACGACAUUUCAAUUCUAAUUAUCGUCUUCGAGUUUGUGAGAAAGUGCUGGAGGCUGCUGCUUCAGUAAUAUGUGCAUCUGAGUUAUCUCUUGAGAUUCUUCUGCACUUUAUUUCGAUUCUGCCGCGGGAGUUUACUGAUUAUGGUGGUUCAUUGAGAAUAAAAGUACACAAAUGGCUUUUGGCGUGUGGUGAGAAGCACCGUCUAUCUAAUUUCUGUUGUCCUAAGGUGCAACUUUUGAAGAAUAUAUGUGAUUUCCCUAGAAAUUUUACAAGUCAUGAUCAUUCACUCAGUGGUUCUGGUACUUUUGAUGACGAAGACUUGGAUGCUUGGGCAUUUGAGGCAGAAAGAUGGGCAAGAGUUCUAUUCCUUGUUAUCAAGGGGGAACAUCAUAUAGAUCCUAUAUUGACGUUCAUUAAAAAUCAUGGUGUUGAUGGCAAACGAACCAAGCAUUUGGAGUGGGUACCUGUGAGGUUUCUCAUCCUUGUCUUGAGUUUAAUUCAAGAACUUCAAAUAAUUCAAGAGCGAAUGGCUGUCUGUGGUAUAAAACGAAGAACCAGAUUGGAACUUGGAUUGCCUGAGAUAGUGGAUCAUUUGAGUUCUGCAGAAGCUUCCGUAGUUGUGGAGAAUUUUACCGAAUUAUUAUUUUCUAUAUUGGAGGAACUCAUCUCAUUUGCGAGAUCUUCUAGUUUAAUUUUCUGGUCCAAUAUGGUGGAUGACACAUUUCUGCCAUGUUCCAUUAGAGGAAAGCUUGGAGGCCCAAGUCAGCGUCGAUUGUCGUCGUCCACCACUACUGCUGUGCUUCAAGCUAUAACAUCUGUGAAGGUUGUCGCGUCCAUCUCAUUGUGGUGUUCAAAGUUUAGAAGUGAUGUUCUGCUGAAUUUUGCUUUCAAUUUUCUGUGGCAAUUCUUCUGGAAGAUUGUUUCAUCUUCAAAAUAUGAUUCAGAGACUGAAGCUGAAAUCUUUCUAGCGUCGUAUGAAGCAUUAGCUUAUGUUUCAAAAGCCCUUGCGUCCACGUUCUCUUCCUUUUCCUUGAAUCUUCUUAUGGAAAAUGAUAAACCAUCAACACCAGUUGCAGAGAGCAGACCUUUGCUGGAUUCCUUGGUUAUAACUUUUCUUCAAAACAUCAAUAAUCUAAUUGCAGUUGGAAAACUGGUGCGAAGUCGAAGGGCAAUUUUGAUUAAUUGGAAGUGGAUCUGCAUGGAGUCUCUGUUGUCAAUUCCUACUUCUGCUCUCAUGAAUGGAGUUCGUCUAGAAAGUGGUUAUUCUUUCUUCUCCGAUGCUACGGUCAGAUGGAUUUUUAGUGACCUUGUUGAUAGCCUUGAGAAUGCUGGGGAAGGGUCUGUUUUGCACAUGCUCAGAUCCGUCAGAUUGGUAUUAGAGCUGUUUGCCUCAGGAAAAACGGGUCCAGUUCUGUCCUCAUGUAAUGGCGUGGAUGCCCAGAUGAUGUGGCAUUUGGUUCGUGCUUCUUGGAUAUUGCAUAUCAGCUGCAACAAGCGUAGGGUUGCACCUAUUGCUGCACUUUUGUCUUCUGUCCUGCAUUAUUCAGUUUUUGUUUCUGAGUGCAUGCAUGAAACUGACAAUGCUCCUGGGCCAGUAAAGUGGUUUGUUGAAAAAAUCCUCGAGGAAGGAACAAAAAGUCCGCGUACUAUUCGUCUCGCAGCGCUACAUUUAACAGGUCUGUGGCUGUCUACUCCAAGGACCAUAAAGUACUACAUGAAAGAAUUGAAGCUAUUAACACUCUAUGGUUCUGUUGCAUUUGAUGAGGAUUUUGAAGCUGAAAUAGCUGACAAUCAUGAUGCCAGGAGUGAAUUAUCAGCAUUGGGCAAAAGCCCGGACCCGGAAUUGACUGAAGCAUUCAUCAAUACAGAGUUGUAUGCGCGUGUAUCUGUUGCUGUUCUGUUUAACAAGCUAGCAGACUUGGCCGAUAUGGUGGGAUCUGAUGAAAAUGAAAACUGCUUUCCUGCCCUUGAAUCUGGCAAACUGUUUCUGCUUGAGCUUCUUGAUUCUGUGGUAAAUGACAAUGAUCUUGCAAAGGAAUUGUAUAAAAAGUAUAGUGGGAUCCAUAGGCGCAAAGUUCGGGCAUGGCAAAUGAUAUGCAUUUUGGCACGAUUUAUUGACCAAGAUAUCUUGCAGAGAGUUAUACAUAGCUUGCACAUUGCUCUACAUAGAAACAACUUGCCAGCUGUUCGCCAAUACUUGGAAACGUUUGCAAUCCAUAUGUACUUGAAGUUUCCAUCACUGGUUGGGGAGCAUUUGGUUCCUGUUUUACGAGAUUAUGAUAUGAGGCCUCAAGCACUCUCUUCAUAUGUAUUUAUAGCAGCUAAUGUCAUUCUCCAUUCAACUGAAGCGGUUCAAUCUAGGCGUUUGGAUGAAUUGCUUCCUCCUAUAAUUCCAUUGUUAACCUCACAUCAUCACAGUUUACGUGGUUUUACCCAGUUGCUAGUGUACCAAGUUCUUCACAAAGUGUUGCCCCCUCUGGAUUCUAGUACCUCUGAAAUCAUGCCUUUAGAGAAAAGGUGCUUUGAAGAUUUGAAAUUAUACUUGGGGAAAAACUCUGAUUGUGCUCGAUUACGGGCAUCAAUGGAAGGUUAUCUUGAUGCUUUUAAUCCCAGAGACUCUGUUACUCCUGCUGGAAUUUUCGCCAAUCGGGUAGAAGAAGAUGAGUUUGAAUGUGUUUCAAUCUCCCUCAUGGAUCAAGUUAUCGCCUUUCUUAAUGAUGUUAGGGAAGACCUUAGAUGUUCAAUGGCCAAGGAUGCAGUGAAUAUUAAGAAUGAGAGCUUAAGAAUUGAUGAUCUCAACUGCAUGGAAGUAUCGGUGAAUUCAAGCAAAGAGCUGCCCAAAGAAGUAUUAAUGGAUUUUCAGAAAAAAAUUACCUUCUCCAAACAUGAGGCUGGAGACACCUAUUCCAAUUUUUUCUCAGGCAGCAAUGAAACAUACAAACGACUUAUGGAAAUGCAAAAGGAAGAUCAGCUUCUUGAUCAGUUGUUACAUUCAAGAAGUCUAGCUAUGGAAAAGUUAAGAGCAAGUCGACAAGAUUUUAUCCUCGUAGCAUCACUACUUGAUCGUAUACCUAACCUUGCUGGAUUAGCACGGACAUGCGAGGUUUUUAAAGCAGCUGGUUUAGCCAUUGCGGAUGCGAAUAUACUACAUGACAAGCAGUUUCAACUCAUCAGUGUGACAGCAGAGAAGUGGGUUCCCAUUAUAGAAGUCCCAGUAAGUUCUGUGAAAAUUUUCUUGGAGAAAAAGAAGCGAGAGGGUUUCUCCAUCUUGGGUUUAGAGCAAACGGCAAACAGCAUACCUCUUGAUCAGUAUAGCUUUCCUAAAAAGACGGUCCUGGUUCUUGGCCGUGAAAAGGAGGGUAUACCCGUGGAGCUAAUUCACAUUCUGGAUGCUUGUAUUGAAAUCCCACAGUUGGGAGUUGUUAGGUCUCUCAAUGUCCAUGUUAGCGGCGCCAUAGCGCUCUGGGAGUAUACUCGGCAGCAAAUAUCCAGAUAGCCCUGUAUUCUCAACAUGAGAUUCUAUUUUAACUGAAUACAACACUCCUCUUGAUCAGUGUAUCUUUCCUAAAAAGAGGGUCGUGGUUCUUGGCCGUGAAAAGGAGGGUAUACCAGCGGAGAUAAUCCAUCCACAUUAUUAAAAUCUCACGAUUGGGAGUUGUUAGGUUACUCAAGGUUCAUGUUUGUGGUGCCAUAUUCAGCAACAAAGGAUCCCUUAUAGCCCUGUAUUCUCAACAUGAGAUUGUAUUUUAACAGAACACAAAGGGAGCUUACCCAUUUAAAUUACUUAGCUGUCUAACUUUUAAUCAUGAAUCACAGAGUAGGGACUUGGUUAUCCCAUGUAAUUUCACACACACAGAAGGUCCUUAUUCUUUCUUUUGCAUUUUAUGUUUUGUUUAAAACAAGUGGAAUGUGGCUAUGCUUGAGGAAGAACCUAAUGAUAUUUCAUGCUUUACUAGUUCAAGC